AUGGUAUUAUCUUUGUUAACGGGAGGAAUUGGAUCGUGGGUCUCGCCUGGGUCUUCUUCGGUGGCAGUUCAGUCGUUAUCAGAAAUUCUGGCUGAAGAAGAGAAAAGACAGUGUUUGGUAAAAGAAAUGAGGAACAGUCUUCGUAGAAGGAAUAAUGAGGCUGUCAAAGGUGCCAAAUUAAAGCAGCAGUCAGAGCCGAAGAAUAUACAAAGUGCAGAUGAGAAGAAAGGUGGAUGGGUCAAGGUGAAUUUAUGA
Molecule: messenger RNA, 255 nt
Organism: Anisakis simplex (herring worm)
Lineage: Eukaryota; Metazoa; Nematoda; Chromadorea; Rhabditida; Anisakidae
Source: the annotation of a GenBank genome assembly